Molecule: messenger RNA, 1389 nt
Organism: Vicia faba (fava bean)
Lineage: Eukaryota; Viridiplantae; Streptophyta; Magnoliopsida; Fabales; Fabaceae
Source: the annotation of a GenBank genome assembly
AUGAUCACGAACCAAAUUGCAAUCGGAGAACAAAUGACAAAUGGUGAGAAUGUUGAUAAUGAAGAAGAAAGUUUGCUGAAGAAUGAAAAUAGUGGAGGGGAAGAUGAUGCUAAGAUUAACUACAGGGGGUGGAAGGUCAUGCCCUUCAUUAUAGGAAAUGAGAUUUUUGAGAAGCUAGGAGCCAUUGGCACUUUAUCCAAUCUCUUGGUUUAUCUCACUACGGAGCCUUUUCCUCUGAUGCCUUUUUUGGUCGCUACAAGACAUUGGCAUUCUGCACCAUGGCUUCCUUUCUGGGUUUGCUUUUUAAUCCUAACACAGAUUCUGGGAAAAAGGGGAUCAAUAGCUUCUUCACUUGCUUUGAUGCUUUUGUCUUCUGUAAUAUUUUUCUCGGGGGCCAAAAUGUAUGUGAAAGUUAAACCAAGUGGUAGUCCCAUUACUAGUAUAGUGCAAGUUAUUGUGGUUGCUGCAAAGAAAAGGAAGCACAAGCUCCCAGAAUAUCUAUACCCGUCACUCUUCAAUUAUGUGCCUCCCAAGUCAAUGAAUUCUAAACUUCCUUAUACUUAUCAAUUCAGGUUCCUGGACAAGGCGGCAAUCAUAACCCCACAAGAUCAAAAAAAUCCUAAUGGAUCUGCUGCUGAUCCCUGGAAUCUAUGCAGUAUGCAACAAGUGGAAGAGGUAAAAUGCUUGUUGAGAGUGUUACCCAUAUGGGCUUCAGCCGUUUUGUACUACGUUGUUAUCGUCCAACAGCACACUAUUUUAGUGUUCCAAGCCCUUCUAUCCGACAGACGUAUUGGACAAAGUAAGUUCAUGAUCCCAGGAGCAUCCUACUAUGUCUUUCUGAUGAUAAGUGUUGCAAUUUGGUUGCCCAUUUACGACCGGAAAGUUGUUCCUUUUCUCCAAAGGAUCACUCGAAAAGAGGGUGGCAUCACACUCCUUCAGAGGAUGGGCAUUGGCAUAUUUUUGGGUAUACUCAGCAUGCUAGUAUCAGCCAUAGUUGAAGAGCACCGUAGAACUCUAGCUUUGACUAAACCAUUAGACGUGGAAACGAGAAAAGGGGCAAUCUCAUCAAUGUCAGGUCUGUGGUUGAUUCCUCAGCUCGCAUUGGCUGGACUAGCUGAAGCUUUCAUGUCUGUUGCACAGAUUGAAUUUUACUACAAACAAUUUCCUGAGAACAUGAGAAGCAUAGCAGGGAGUUGGUUGCCGGAGGAUCUAAACAAGGGGAGAUUGGAUAACUUCUAUCUCAUCAUUGCUGCUGUACAGAUUGUUAACUUAGGCUGCUUUGUGAUAUGUGCACAGUGGUAUAGGUACAAAGAAACAGACAACAGCUCAAUCGAACUCGAUAAAGUGACAAAACAAUCCGAAAAAAGUGGUAACGAUUUGAGUCUUUAG